GUCGGAAGGCGCACGCGUACCUACAAGCCAACAUUUUUUUAACUAUCAUGGUGGAUAGUUAACCGGAUAAAAAGUAUAAACGAUGAGUGAACAUCUCAUUACUUUCAAAUAGUUGUUAAAUUAGACUCGAGAGUUAUUUAUUUUAAUAUUAAGAAAUAUAUUAAAGUACUUAGAUUUAAUCCAAGAGCAUCUGGUGAAUUACUCCUAAUAAAUAGAGGCUAACCCGCAUCUAUGUAAUUAUCAAUGAAAAAAAAAUAGUCUAUUAGCGGGAGAUAAUUAAAAGCCUGGCUCGACAAUUUUUCUCCCUGAGUAUUGCGUACUUUUGAUAAUAAACCAUGACACGGUUGAACUUGGAGGUGAAGUAUCUCACUCAGGAACACCUCACGGGUUUCGAGAAUUACAAGUACAGCUGCUUGGACACGAGCCCAUUGAGCAUCUACGUGAUGCACCCAUUCUGGAACAAAGUGGUAGAGUUCUGUCCAAAAUGGGUGGCACCAAAUGUCCUGACGUUUGCAGGCUUUCUCUUCACAGUGCUCAACUUCCUGGUAUUCUCCUACUACGAUUACUAUUUCUACGCGUCGAGUGACGAUCACCUAGAGUACGACAGAAUCCCAACGUGGAUCUUUGCUUUUGGUGCAUUCAACAUCUUCAUGGCGUACACCCUGGACGGAAUAGAUGGAAAACAGGCGAGAAGAACGCAGACAUCGGGUCCCCUAGGGGAGCUUUUUGACCACGGUUUGGACAGCUGGACAGCGAUGCUCAUCACCGUUUGCAUGUACUCUGUAUUCGGUAGAACCGAGCACAGCGUAUCACCCUUGAGGAUGUACUUCAUUCUCUGGAAUGUCUUCAUAAAUUUCUACCUGAGCCACUGGGAGAAAUACAACACUGGAGUUCUCUUUCUCCCCUGGGGCUACGACGUAUCGAUGGUUGCUACAAUUCUCGUGUUCCUCCUGACGAAUUUCGCAGGGUACAGAGUCUGGAAGUUUGAUCUACCUGGGGGAAUGACUGCGGGAACAAUCUUCGAGACGCUUCUGUAUGCCAGUGCUCUGGUAUCGAAUCUUCCUGUUGUACUUUGGAAUAUUUACAAGUCCUACAGAGACAAGACUGGGAAAAAUCGAACGAUGGGGGAGGCACUCAGGCCACUUGUUGCACUAGGUGUUUUCUUUGCCAUCACCACCUUCUGGGUCAGUCACUCCAGGAGUGAAAUACUUGAGAAGGAUCCCAGGAUCAUCUACUUCGCCAGCGGUACCAUCUUCUCGAAUAUCUCCUGUCGACUCAUUGUCGCGCAGAUGAGCAACACCAGGUGCGAGCUUUUGCCCUGGAUUCUACUUCCUGUGGGUGGCGCUGCUGUUUUCAGUUAUAUUCUACCGGAGUAUGACCUCGUCACGAUGUACAUCGUCGCCGUCGCUUCACUAUUAGCUCAUGUUCAUUAUGGAACUUGUGUUGUUCGUCAGAUGUGCCAUCACUUCCGCAUAAAAACAUUCCGCAUACGCGAACACUCCGAAUGACUACUUGCCGACGAUGCAUGUUAAAAACGAAGAUCUCCUUCGGAGAAUGAGAUUAUGCACACGUGUUUCAUCAAUUAUCAAUUAUCGACGAGAGAGUCAAUCGAUGUAACCGACAAAUUUAUUUGAAAAUACUGAGAAUUUGUGCGCAGAAAAAAAAAUCCCCAGCAGCCUCUCGAUGCCCUAAUCAGAUCUGAUCUCUUGUCUUUGUUUUUCAAAUUAUUUAUCCCGUGAUUGUGAACGAUUUGGCAUGAUUCGAACUCCUGGUUUGACCGUGUGUUAAUUCAUUUGCAAUCUGCACUUCUUCGUUUUUAGCGUGCGUCGUCCCUCGGACGAUUAGUUAAUAAUUUUAUAUUUAUGGUUGCCAUUACACUUUCACAUUUCGAAGGCUUAUGCCUUUGUUUAUGAUUUUCCGAGCUGAUGAGGGCGGAAAAAGAAACUAUACUCAAAAAAUUAUUCUGUAAUUAUUUCAGUGGCGAAGUGUUAAAGCGAGACAAUUCGAGUUUAACAUUUCUGUAAUGACUGAUUUAUGUCGAGAACUAUUGGUUUAUAGAAAAAAAGCUGAAGGACUUUUUUGCAGCUGAUUAAAUUACCAUCGAAAAAGAUCUUUUGAUAUUUUCACCUGAAAUCAAUAGUUUCUUGGAUUAAUCAAUAUUGAAUAAAAUAAAAAAUCGACUUGUCGCACUUUAUGACUUCUGAUGAUUCUUGUAUAUAUUGUGAUAUUUCAUUCGAUAGAAAUUUUCACAUUAGAUCGAAAUAUUAGAUCGCAAGAAUCCGGAGCGGCUGUUUGGUGCGCGUUAUCGAUGAAUCUGUAUUUGAGAUGGAAAUUUUAAUGUAAGGAACGAUGUACAAACUAGUCCCACCCCAAAUCUACGUUAAUGGAUGUAAAUAUCGAGUGUACAUCAACUGCAUUUACCUAACAUACUCUGGACGAAUGAUAAUGUAACUAAUCAGACACAUUAAACACUUUCUGUGAAAAUAA
Messenger RNA from Fopius arisanus, 2487 nucleotides. Its product is annotated as ethanolaminephosphotransferase 1. NCBI's taxonomy places the organism in Eukaryota, Metazoa, Arthropoda, Insecta, Hymenoptera, Braconidae. Gene Ontology annotation, biological process: phosphatidylethanolamine biosynthetic process. Gene Ontology annotation, cellular component: endoplasmic reticulum membrane; Golgi apparatus. The record is from RefSeq and is a predicted model, not a curated record. Bases 336 to 1508 code for a protein of 390 amino acids. Gene Ontology annotation, molecular function: ethanolaminephosphotransferase activity. The transcript is spliced from 4 exons.